Molecule: messenger RNA, 1881 nt
Organism: Formica exsecta
Lineage: Eukaryota; Metazoa; Arthropoda; Insecta; Hymenoptera; Formicidae
Gene: REG
Product: proteasome activator complex subunit 3
Exons: 5
Coding region: 391-1113 (240 amino acids)
Biological process (GO): regulation of proteasomal protein catabolic process; regulation of G1/S transition of mitotic cell cycle; positive regulation of endopeptidase activity
Cellular component (GO): proteasome activator complex; cytoplasm; nucleoplasm
Molecular function (GO): endopeptidase activator activity
Source: RefSeq, a predicted model, not a curated record
UGUCAGUGCUCAGGAUGAUGAGAAACGAGCUGCUUCGAGACACGACAACCGGUUAGGUUAACCGUCCGCUGUUCGCGCGAGCGGUCAUGUUUGUGUUGCUGCGUCUCUUCGUCCAUCGAGUCGUUCCGAUUUCAUCGCCGAUUUCAACGAUUCCCCGCGAUUCGUUCAGGAGGAACGGAUAGAGAGGAGCUCCAUCGCGUGGAUUUACGUGUCGUGAAAAUAUCGAGUAUCGCGAGAAAAAAAAAAGUUUAUUGGUGGAAACAGCUUUAACCUCUUUCAAGAACGUGUUCCGCAUAGCAUCUCUUUUAUUCGCGCGAAAUAAAGUCUAUAUAUCUCGAUAACAGGCUGACAGUCAUUUGGCAGAUAACACGGAUGUGAAAACAAUUUAUAAUGAUGAAGGUUCAAGAAUACAAGGAUUCUCUUAAGACUAAGGCGGAGGAAUUGUUGAUAAAAGGGUUCCCUGAGAAAAUAGUUAAAUUAAAUGAAUUGCUGGAGACGCCUGGAUUCUGUAAUCGGAAGUUGUCAGAUGUACAUCAAGAAUUAAACGUUCCCAUUCCAGACCCUAUAGUUCUUAAUCAUUCCGAAGAUGCCCCUGCUACAAAAAAGCUUAAGUUGGACAAUAAUGCAGAAGAAACCAGCGGAACCAAAGUUAUGGUACUACCAAACGGUCCAGUACCGUGCAACAAAAAACUAUGUGAUCUAAUUUACAUAGUUAAACCAUACAUUAGACAGCUUUUGGAGGAUUCUAAUUUACUAAAAAUGUGGAUUUCUUUCCUGAUUCCAAAAAUUGAGGAUGGAAAUAACUUUGGUGUAUCAAUACAAGAAGAUACAUUAUCUGAGAUUCAAUCAGUUGAGAGCGAAGCAGCCGCUUUUUUCGAUCAAAUUUCUAGGUAUUUCAUCUCUAGAGGAAAGAUCGUUAGUAAAGUCGCGAAAUAUCCACACAUCAUCGAUUAUAGAAGAGCGAUUCAAGAACUAGAUGAAAAGGAGUAUGUGAGUUUAUGGCUCGUUAUGUGCGAGGUUCGCAAUCGCUACUGUUCGUUACACGAUCUUGUGAUCAAGAACCUUGAAAAGAUCAAACGGCCACGUUCCUCCAACGCGCAGUCCCUGUACUAGGCAUGCUCGUAAACGCGCUGUACCUACGUACAGAAUAAUUCAAUAUGAACGUAAAAAAAUCCGCAAAAUAUAAUAAUAUAAAAUAAAACUCAUCUUCAUCGACAUAAUUCAACUGCCUUGACAUUAGUCCACCAUUCGUUCUAUCGAUUAUAGAACUAUAUAAAUAAAACCGAUAGCUAUACUUAAACUUUUCAAAAUUGUAUUGUAUAAAAUAUACUUAACUUAUUUGUAUAUUUUUAAGUUAAUAUAUAACUGACUUUUCUUUCUUUUAUUAUUAAUGCAUAAAAAAAAAUAUCUCAGAUUUUAGAAGUUAAAAUUUGAUCAAAAUUUUUUCGGUGAUCUUUUUCAAUAGAAAUCUUUCAAAUCAUACUUUAUUCUCCUUAAAUUUUUUCGAUAAUUUGAAAUUUCAUAUCGAGCAUAUUAUAUAUUAAGCAUAAUACUUCUGCAUAAUUUUCGUUACAAAGUUGGUAUAGCAAACUUGCAUGUAAUUUUAUCAAUUAUAUAAUCAAGGCAUUUAUGAAAACAGUAAACAGGUGGUAAGAUUAAAUUUAGUAUAGUGAAGUGAAUCAUUUUUUGUAAUUUAUAUUUAUAAGAAGAUUGAAACGCAUAAAUCACGAGCUAUUUUAAAUAAUAUGAUAUUUAAACAGUAUCUUUUUUUCUGUAAAUGUUAAUGCAUUGUCGCGCGAUAAAUCUUAAAUAUAAGAUAAAAACACGAGAUUACAUGGAAUAUAGCAUUAGUUGAUGCUCGAAAUAAAUCUCUUUAAACUU